UAGCAAAGGAGGAAGUGCCCUCGGUUUAGAUAUCCUCCCAAUGCUGGACAGGUAAAUAGGCCUGUAUAAUAUUUUGGGACUAUCGUAUGGUUACCUAGCUGUCUUUAAAUCAAGAAGACGUAUGUUCUUCUUAAAAGGAAUUUGUUGAAGACUUUGGCUGUACCAGGACAAUCAUUAUCUAAUAGUGUUUACAACACCAGUGAAAAAUGACUGCCGUGGAUUUAAUCAUUAAGGAAGGCUGGCUUCAGAAACGAGGUGAGUACAUAAAAAACUGGCGGAUGAGAUAUUUUCAACUAAAGGCUGAUGGCUCCUUUCUUGGUUACAAAGAGCGUCCGACAGCGUUUACGGAAGUACUCAAUAAUUUUACCGUGGCAAAAUGUCAAAUAUUAAAAACAGAAAAACCAAAACCAAAUACGUUUUUGCUGCGCUGUCUGCAAUGGACGACCAUUAUCGAACGAACGUUUCAUGUAGAAUCUGCACAAGAACGAGAGGCGUGGGUACAGGCAAUUCAGAAUGUAGCUGACUCCUUACAUCGUCAAGAGGCGAUUUCCGUUGAAACAUCACAAAGUAACACACAACCACAGAAACCAUCCGAUUCUGGUACGGGUUCAGUGAAGUCAAAGGAAGAGGGCGAUCGAUCAUCGAUAAUAUCAACUACCACACGAAAAGUGACAUUACAUGACUUUGAAUUUCUGAAAGUUCUUGGUAAAGGAACGUUUGGGAAGGUGUUGCUAGUGCGAGAAAAGGCUUCAGGGGAGUUCUAUGCAAUAAAGAUUCUCAAAAAGGGUGUAAUUGUCGCAAAGGAUGAAGUUGCACAUACACUAACAGAAAACCGAGUGUUAAAAACAACUCGGCAUCCGUUCCUUACGUCUUUAAAGUAUUCAUUCCAGACACCGGACAGGUUGUGUUUUGUGAUGGAGUACGUGAAUGGUGGCGAGCUAUUUUUUCACUUGUCGAGGAUGCGAGUGUUUGACGAAAGUCGAACACGGUUUUACGGUGCAGAGAUCAUCUCCGCAUUAGCUUACCUUCAUGAAUGUAAUGUUAUAUAUAGGGAUCUUAAGCUUGAAAAUUUGAUGUUAGACAAAGAUGGGCAUAUAAAAAUCACAGAUUUUGGACUUUGUAAAGAAGCAAUUUCGUAUGGAGACACAACGCGGACCUUUUGUGGAACACCAGAAUACUUAGCACCAGAGGUUUUGGAAGACAAUGAUUAUGGUCGUGCUGUGGAUUGGUGGGGCACCGGUGUAGUCAUGUAUGAAAUGAUGUGCGGACGGUUGCCAUUUUAUAAUCGUGAUCAUGAAAUACUUUUUGAGAUGAUCCUCUCCGUUGAUGUAAAAUUUCCAAGCCGGCUGUCUGAUGAGUCAAAGAGCUUGUUAUAUGGAAUGUUGAGGAAAGACCCAAAAUUAAGGCUAGGUUGUGGGCCCACCGAUGCAAAAGAAAUUAUGAACCAUAAUUUCUUUGAUAGCAUAAACUGGCAAGAUUUAUAUGACAGAAAGAUUGAACCGCCAUUCAAACCUCAAGUAACAUCUGCAACCGAUACACGUUAUUUUGAUGAGGAAUUUACUGCCGAGCCUGUCGAACUCACCCCUCCAGAUCAAGCCGAUUCUGAAUCACAUCUGAAUGAUGAAAAACCUCAUUUUGCAAGUUUUUCUUACCAAGAAGAAAAGGGUAUUAAAAAAUGAACUCUUGUGGGUGAUCAGAAUCAUCAGAUAUUUGUCAGGACCACCAGAUAAUUAUCAAGACCAUCAUGUGAUUUCCUGGAUCCUCUGGUGAUUGGCAGGAUCAUCGGGUGAAUAUGAAGAUAAUCUGCUGAUUUUCUGCAUCAUCACAAUUGACUGAUGUCCUUAGCCAGUGAUGUAUAGCUCCUGUCCAUUCUGCUGCGGUCACUUAAUAUGCCGACUUAACCCUAAGUGGAAUAGAAUGUUGGGUAGCGCAUGGCAUUACAUCUCUCUAAUGGUUGCCUGAUUAUUUCUCUUCUGUAUAGAUUAAUAAAGGAUCUUUAAUUCUUUUCUUUUUUCCCAAUUGGACUGAAGUUUCCCUUACUUUUAACUAAAGUUUUACAGUUCAAAUUGUGUAUUUUUUCAUAUACAGUCAUAUACAGUUCAUCACAUGAUUAUAGUGGAGAGGCAAAGGUUACAUUGUGGCAUGUGAAAAAUCGGCAAAGAGUAAAGCAUGCAACAGUCUUUUGACAUGCUGCAAGAACAUUAUUACUCUUUUCACUAUCAGUCAUCAACUGAUGUAGACACUGAUGAAGAUACUCCAGAAACUCUCAUGGUUACAUUAAAACUUACAUUGGUACAUUAAAGCUUAAGGGGAUACAUUGAAACUUACAGUACCUGAUUACAUUGAAACUUAGUUAACAUUGAAACUUACAUAGUUACAUUGAAACUUGUGUAGUCAAAUUGAAACUUACGUAGUUGCAUUGAAAUAAACGUAGUUACUUUGAAAUUUAUGUAGUUUAAAACUUGCGUAGAUACAAUCAAACCUACAAGGUUACAUUGAGACUUACAUAGUUACAUUGAAAUGUUAAUUAUUUAAUAGAAUCACAUGCAUUUAUUUGUUUAUUAAUCUAUUGAUCAAUUUAAUGUGUUUAUUGAUUAAUUGAUUGAUUGGCUGAUCGAUUUUAUGAAUAUUUUAUGGGAUGAUAAAAGAUGGAAAUAUUCAUAUUUUAAAACUGUAUUAAUGAUGAUACGGUUGACGUUUAAUUGAAGUACAGGACAAGAUUUUGCAUUGGUUGAAUUGAAUAGAUAUUUAUGUGUUUGUACAGCAUUUUACAAGUUUUCUUGUUCACAUACGAAAAUGUAAGAUGUAAAGUAAAUGGACUGCUACUAUAAAAUAGCUCUCUGGCUGCUAUAUCAAUGCUAUCCCAAUGUUGUCACAGGUAAAGAUUCUACUGAAUGUCUCAUUGUCUGACAUAUUUUAAUUUAAGCCCGCAUUCAUCCAUUUAAUCUUAUUGAAAAAAAACAUCCAUAGCUAUCCAUCAUGCAAUUAGCUUUGAUAGUAAUAAUAAUAAUCGUGAUUUUAUUAUUUUUAUUUCUUAUACAUUUAGCUAGAUGUGCCUUUACACUGUUAAAAUUGUUCAACCUUUUCUCAAUACCACUGAAACAUUUUUAAGACACAAAGGGAGGUUUAAAUUCUAUUACCAAAUGUAAUGAAUUAAAUAUGAAAUAUUAUUCGUUGCAAAAAUUGAUAACUGAAUUAUGUGUUAACAACUUGUACAUUUUUUUAAAAUAUGAAAGUAGCAAUAUACAAUGUGUAAAUGUAAAGUUAGAAAAUAACCUGAUGCUUGCUUGUCAUUGUGCUGAUUUGCAUACAGGUGUGACUCAAUCUAUUAGCAAUCUGGGAACAAUGAAUAUUUAAUGAGAGUGUGCAGUGAACUUCAGUAUCCUGUAUGUUGAUUGGGCAAAUGGUCUCUUAACUGACCACCUUGCAUUUAAUAUAGGGACCUAAAAUCUUUAAUGUGAUUAUCAUUCAACAACAUAGAUAAAAGCAUCUUUCAUUGUGUAGAACCAUAACUUGUAAAUUGAAGUAUUUAUCAAAGAUAAUACUCAUUAGAUUACAAUUUGAAUAAAUCAGAGAAUGAUGUCAAAGGUUAUUAAAUGUUAGCUUUCAUGAGUAAUUGAAAACUUGAUUGUUAGUGUUGUUGUCACACCAAAGCAAUGUCUCAUCUGACUUCCCAGAAGUCUGUAGACCGUUAGACUGUAGACAAAGUAUAUGUAAUGUCAAAUGACAACACCUAGCUAAACUGUAUAUUGUAAAAGCGAUAAAUGUUGUUUUGUAUUUGGUGUUUUAGAGUACAUUGUAGGAACUUGUUCUCCUGUUUGUAAAUUGCUUUGGCCAAAGUAUUGUUUAUUUUUUAAUGCAUUUGCAAAUUUUCUUUUAAUAAUCUGUACCUUUUCCAGUAAAACCGGAAAUUUUUUUCCUAGAUAUUGGCAGAAUUUUUUAGGCUUCUGAUCAGUCUUUUGCACUGCCCCGUCACUUUGUUGUAUGACUGUAUUUAUCCAGAUUUAAGAUUCAGUAUUAGUAAAUAAAUGUUUUUUAUCACAUACUUUUUAGAGUAGGCUAGCAGAAUAACUACCUAGAAAACAUAAGACUACAUUUUGAUAAAGUCUAGAGAUAGAGGAAUACAGUACAAAUGUUCAUAUCCCAAAUUAUUUGUCGUCUGAAAUAUCGGGAUGCUUAUUGGCUUUUAAAAAAUAUUGAAAAAUGCAUAUGGUUAAAUACAUAAUUACAUACAUCAUAAGAAACUACGUCUUCUGGCGCUGAGGUAUGGGCUCGUUUAUAAUCGGUAAAUGACCAAACUUAUCUGCAGACCUGUAUGGUAUCAUAUGUUGGUAGAAGUUUACAUAUUCUGAGAUAAUUGAGAUGGUUGAGAUACAUGCUACUAUGACAUUUGUCAUUCACUGUACCAAUUUUGUAAACUUGAAGGAGGUAAAAGUUGUGAGGGGAGGGGUAGAGGGUGGCUUGCUAAUCAAAAAAGGUUGCUAUGAGGAAAGAGCGAUAUUAAAGCUUCAGUGAUUCUAAUAGCAGCCAGAUAUCUACCCUCUUUGUAAUUUUCCCCAAUCCAUUCAAGAUAUUUUGGCCCCUUUUGCUGUCCAUAUUUUACCAGGUUGAAAAUGGAUUAGUAGUUAAAGCCUGUUUUUAAUUUUUUUAAAUUUUUUUUACAGAAACUGGCUUUCUUACAUUUUCAUGUUAGACAGAGUAUACCUAGUUAUUGUUAAUAGAUUGUAUUUGCAAUUGGCAUACUUUUGAUAAACCAUUUUGCCAUGGAUUUUUUGGAAUUUAAAAGAGUACUUAGUGUCCACUCAAAGUAAAUGCGAGCCUAAUAGGUUUAGAUUUUUAUGAGAAUGACAUGAUAAUGUUUGUGAGAUUCUUGUAGUGAUUUGUGAGAUUUUCACCAUAGAGCAUUGUGGGAGUCUUGACAUAGUGUAAGCAAAACAAACUUUUUCCUGUCGAAUCAAAACUGUAAUUUGUUCGGGGCGGGAUUAUCUGAGGAACAAAUUUUGAAAGGGUGAGAGAUCAUCAGUGUUCGAGUAUCUCCAUUUUGUUGGUUUUAUCUGUGCUCAUGCUAAUACUAAAAAAUGUAAUAAAUUAACAUAUUUUAAUUUAUUAGUUUAUGGCUUUUAAUUUUUAAAGAUAUUUGGUAACAAUAUUUUGUCUACUAUUACUGUAAGUUUGAAAUAUUUUUAAUAAUCUAUCUUUUGUUGAACAAAGAAAGACAAAAGAAUAUGUAUUUUACAAUUUCAUACUCGUUACUUGUUUUAUUAUUUUUUUCAAUUUUAACUUUUCAAUAGUCAGUUUUAUGUCAUUUGCAAUACACCUCUGAAUCAUCGAAGUGCUACAUCCUUAAUUGUCCAGGCUGUCAUUUUAUGUUUUACAAAACCAUAUGACAUGCCUUGAUAUGGUCAUGAUGACAUCACUUCAUGACCAUAUAUAGGCACAUCACGACUAUAUAAGGGCAUACAACAGUUUUUAAUGAGAUGUGUUAAGCCCUUGUUAAAAACUUGUAUGCCCAUAUUUAGUCAUGAUGUGCCUAUAUAAGAUGUUAUCAUGACCAUAUUUAGGCAUGUCACAUGUUUUUGUCAAAUAAAAUUUGAUAGUCUGUGGAGGGCUUAUGUUUCAUCAUUCAUUUGUCAAUAACUGAUCGUACACUUAUAUUUCUAGUUUGUAAUCAUUGGAUACUUAACAUAAUCAUUUCCCAUCAAAUUACAUGGAACAAUGGGGGCCCUUAUCUUUACUCUGUUAGUAAUAUGUUGCGCUCAGUUGCCGUAAGCUCUUAAGUUACGGGGAUUAGAAUUUUUACGCAUGUUGCUCUCAAGACAGUUGAUUUGUUUUUGAGAUUUUCAACGAGAUUGAGAUAUUUUCUUGUUUUUUCAACUGAAGUCCUGUCUAGACAGUCAUGCCUUAAUAUGGUCAUGGUGACAUCACAUCAUGACCAUAUAUAGGCACGACAUGACUAUAUAUGGGCAUACAACGUUGGAUAAUCUGGACAGAGUUUAAGUGUAUGGUUCUAUCUGUAAAAGCAUGUGGUUGCAUGAUCUGGAAAAUUAAACUUCGUAUCCGUACCCAAAAAAAUUGUACAGACAUUUCUGAAGUAAACUUGAGCAGUUGACUAGCUGUUGGCUGGCUCAAUAUGUCAAAAUA
Molecule: messenger RNA, 6141 nt
Organism: Anneissia japonica
Lineage: Eukaryota; Metazoa; Echinodermata; Crinoidea; Comatulida; Comatulidae
Product: RAC-gamma serine/threonine-protein kinase-like
Exons: 14
Coding region: 207-1679 (490 amino acids)
Biological process (GO): protein phosphorylation
Molecular function (GO): protein serine/threonine kinase activity; ATP binding
Source: RefSeq, a predicted model, not a curated record